This is a messenger RNA of Hydractinia symbiolongicarpus, 1915 nucleotides long. RefSeq names its product 3-hydroxyisobutyrate dehydrogenase, mitochondrial-like. Gene Ontology annotation, molecular function: NADP binding; 3-hydroxyisobutyrate dehydrogenase activity; NAD binding. The record is from RefSeq and is a predicted model, not a curated record. The coding region runs from base 16 to 1167 and encodes 383 amino acids. Gene Ontology annotation, biological process: L-valine catabolic process. The transcript is spliced from 8 exons. Lineage: Eukaryota; Metazoa; Cnidaria; Hydrozoa; Anthoathecata; Hydractiniidae. Gene Ontology annotation, cellular component: mitochondrion.
GCAUAAAACAUCUUGAUGACUCCACUUGUUUGUAGAACUGUAUCCAGCAGCACGCAAUUUUUGCAUAAUACAAUUUUUUAUGCUUACCAGCUGGAGCAACCACAUUUGUACACCUUUACUCUAAAUUUAAAGCUAAUGAUGUUAAGUAAGAAGAUAUUAUGCCGUGGUUUAAAGCAUAGUUAUUUACGAAAUGUCAUUUUUACUAACAGAGCAAUUUCCACAGGUGUGCCAUGUUUACAGCAAGAAGAAAAAAACACUGAAUCAGAACCAGUAAUGAAGGAGACUGUUGGCUUUAUUGGCCUGGGAAAUAUGGGCCAUCACAUGGGAAUGAAUCUGUUAAAGAAAGGGUACAACUUGGUUGUGUACGAUGUAUAUCCUGAGGCAGUCACAGCGUUCAAAGAUCUUGGUGCAACGGCUGUUACAUCACCUAAACAAGUGGCUGAGCAAGUUGAUAAAAUUGUAACCAUGUUGCCGUCUAGUCCUGAUGUACAAGAAGUAUAUAAUGGCGAUAGUGGAAUAUUAAGAGGUGUCAGGGAAGGAGCAUUGAUGAUUGAUAGCAGCACAAUUGAUCCAGCUGUUUCCAAAGAUAUGGCUAUGCUAGCAAAAACACACAAAUCGACAUACUUAGAUGCUCCUGUAUCAGGAGGCGUUGUAGCUGCAAAGGAUGGUGCGUUAACUUUCAUGGUUGGCGGAAAGGCGGAAGAUUUCCUCGUUGCAGAAGAUUUGUUAAAGAACAUGGCAAAAAAUGUAGUACAUUGUGGUGCUGUGGGAACAGGACAGGCUGCCAAGAUUUGCAACAACAUGUUGCUUGCCAUUUCAAUGAUUGGAACUUCUGAAGCAAUGAAUCUUGGAACAAGAUUAGGUUUGGAUAAAAAAAUGCUGGCACAUAUACUAAACAUAAGCACGGGUCGAUGUUGGUCCAGUGAGUUGUAUAAUCCAUGUCCUGGAGUCGUGGAUGGUGUUCCUUCGAGCAAUAACUAUCAAGGUGGAUUUGGUAGUAAGCUAAUGGCGAAGGACCUCGGGCUAGCUCAAAACGCUGCGACAGCAACAAAAUCAGCCACGCCCAUGGGUUCAUUAGCGCACCAAAUGUAUCGUGUAAUGUCUAACAGAGGUUAUGGUAACAUGGACUUUUCGUCAGUAUAUAAAUUUCUAAGAGAGGAUGAUUAGCGAAAAAUGGUAUUUGUACUCUUCAGUUAGAUGAACGUAGCUGUUGAAAGGACCAGAGCCGCUUGAAGAGGGUUUACCAGAUUGGUGUAGAGAACAAUUUUUUGAUUGAUGUAGUUUUUUUACUCUGUAUUUCUAAUUCAAAUUCUGAAUAACCAAAUUUCAAGCCGCUACAUUUGGGGUGACGAUCGUUCCGUCACAACGAGGUUACCCUAACUUUUAAAUAGCAUAAACGAUUUUCGUUAUCAAGAAACUAACUAAAGGAAUUUGUUCGAGGGGGCGUUUAAUAGAGUCCUUGCUGUAGUAAUUUGUUAUUUUAGAACGUUGGGAAUCCCACGCCCUGCCACGUCUUAUUUCAGCGAAGCACGUUGACUUAUUCGAUCGAGGUGUUUUUCUAAAUUCUUAAUUUCAAAAUCGCGUUUGGAAUAGCUUGUAAAAGCAAUAUCAAGCCAUGCUAUACAAAACAGUGGCGCACAAGAAAUUAGAACUGCUUAUUUAACAAAGAAAUUGUUGCUUAAGACAGCCUCCCUUUUAAAAUUUUUGGCAAGAUUCAGUUCGGCUUGACUCUUUAGAAAUCUACAAGAUUUCUAAAGAGUGAGUCAGAGUUCUUUUGCGCAUUUUAGAUGCGUAAAAUACUGACAUUUCCGACUGUCAACCCUGCCUUGUAUAUGGAAGUCUUUGUAUACCAUUUGUAUAUUAUAACAGGUAUUUUAAUUAAGCUAAGCUAUGCUGAAUAAAUGACAUGCAUUUA